Molecule: messenger RNA, 3609 nt
Organism: Coregonus clupeaformis (lake whitefish)
Lineage: Eukaryota; Metazoa; Chordata; Actinopteri; Salmoniformes; Salmonidae
Product: Krueppel-like factor luna
Exons: 4
Coding region: 1345-3210 (621 amino acids)
Biological process (GO): regulation of DNA-templated transcription
Molecular function (GO): RNA polymerase II cis-regulatory region sequence-specific DNA binding; DNA-binding transcription factor activity, RNA polymerase II-specific
Source: RefSeq, a predicted model, not a curated record
CGAGAAGUGUCCCCCUGACACUCACAACGAAGAGCAAGGGAGAACUGUAGGAUCGAGGUUGAAGUUGCCAGAUUUCAACGGACUGUCCACCCGAAACAGCUUUUCAUCCCCAAGGGUUACUCUCCGCCAGGUUCCCCAAAGAAGUAAGCUAGCCCCCUUCGCGAUUGUCUACAAGAGGCUCCACUUCUUAAUCGAAGGGCAUUAAAAAUCAGCCGCAACAGCCAACGUCUUGCUCGGCCAAGAGGCAGCUCCGGUGCAGCCACUGCUCCAAGCACUUAUCCCUCAGCCAACAGCUGAAGAUGCACGAGAGGGUGCACGCCGGAGGGGAACCGUUUCUAUGCGUCUACUGCGGGAAGUGCUUCAAAAAGUUCGGACACAUGAAGAGGCACCUCCUCUUCAACACUCUCCUAGGUACAGAUCUAGGAUCAGAUUCCUCACCCCCAAUCCUAAACUUAACUAUUAGUGGAAAAAAAUCAUAAACGGACCCAAGAUCAGCUUCUAGAGGCAACUUCACACCACUCCACCUGACAUAAUGAUAGUUAGGGCCAGGAGUUUUCCCUCACAAUGUGACCAGACCAGGAAAAAACUCCUGGCCAAAGUUGUAAGGGGAAUGACUCCACACUUCUGGGGUUUUCAUAUGAAAACUGGGUCCAUGUGUUUUUGACAGUUUGAUUGGUUUCCACAUUUAACGCUACCCUCUGUGUGUAGUGGUUUAGUUCAACUUGCUUGAUGCCUGGUCCAGAGUGGAUUGAUAAUGUGUGAGUUAUUACAGGUGAUUUUCUUUUUUACAUCCUUAUGAAUUUGUAUUGAUGCAGUGGUGGACCAAAGUACAGUAAUUAAGAAUUCAAAUUUCCCUUUGCCUCUCAACAAUAUAUUUACAGUUAGACUGAUAAGCUGUAAAGAUGUAAAUGAAAUUCAUAUCAAUGUAUUGUAGGCUAGUCUGUCAUACUGUUGAAAUUGACAUUUUUUUGUCAAUUAACUGUUUUUGUCGUUUAUUUCUAUUAGAAAUACCACAAAUAGUGAAAUGCUUUAUUAUCAUUUUUAUUUUUUUAACAUGAAAUAUUGUUUACACCAAAUGCUUAUUAUAGCUCCAACAUCGCUGUGGUCGAGUACUCCUCCGGUACAGUAGGUGGCGCAUAUGAUUACAUCAAAGUGAUGAUGAGGAACAGGAAAAAUAACCUCACCAGCAGCUAGCUACAAACAAAGCUAGCUAGCUAUCGAUGUUUAGUUUCUGAUAUGAUUGUAUUUGUUUUAAUAGCUUGCUAGAUAACUGUAUAGCAUCAUAAUAUAGAAAACAUAAAGACUGUUUUCAUAUUGAAAAGGGUCCAAAAGCGUCGGGGGACAAUGUCGGGUUCCGUGGUAGACUUCCAGGCGCAGAUAGCCUCAAUCAUGGAGGUGCUAGCCAACGCGGCUGUAAUCGAAAUCUGCAAAGUUGUUGACGAUGGCUAUGCGGUUGUACACAUGGAGAUGUCCCAAAGUCACAAGGAGAACGAAUUUCUCCGGAGGAAAAUGAAGUUGAUGGAACUUCAGAUCGCCAGGUUUCGGGCUGAGAGAACAAAGUUUUCAGAGGGGUCCGUCCACAAUCGCUUCCAUGGAAUACGCCUGCUGAACAGACAUAGCAAUCGAGAGACUGCAACGACAGGAAAUACUUGGCAAAGCAGAGCCAGGCUUUCCAACAGGAGUUGUGGGAACAGUAGCAUUCAAAGAGACAGACAGCCCAUAGACGUGGACCAAGAGGAUGUCUCUCCAUCAAAGCAUAUGGAUGCUACAAGUGAUGAGCAGUCAGGAGAGACAGAGGAAGGGGAACCAGACCUGCUGAUCAUCAAGGAUGACGGGGAAGCAGAUGACCAGGACUCUAGGACCAGCCACCCAGCCAGAACAGUGGAGGGCAGCAGAGAGCCAACCACCCAACCGGAUGCAGCCACCACCGUGGACACCGCCCUCCAGCCCAGUGGCCCCAGAGGCAACAACAACAUCAACACCGCUAUGGAGCAGUCAGGAGAGACAGAGGACGGGGAACCAGACCUACUGAUCAUCAAGGUGGAGGGAGAAGCAGAUGACCAGGACUCUAGGUCCAGCCACCCAGCCAGAACAGUGGAGGGCAGCAGAGAGCUAACCACCCAACCAGCUGCAGCCACCACAGAGGACCCCGCCCUCCAGCCCAGUGGCCCCAGAGGCAACAACUAUAACAACACUGCUAUGGAGGUCAGUGGAUCUUACGCCGUUGUCCUCCAAUCAGAAACAGGGACUGUGAACCAGGGAACCCAGCAGCACACAGGAAUUGAACUCCGAGCAGAGAGACAGAGUCUGGACACAAAGUGUGACAUGAACAGGGAUCUCACUCUCCUAAGAGAUUCUUUAAACCAGGUGUGGAGAGAGGUAGUAGUGACUGAUGAUGGUGCCUCUGCUGCUCAUACUAAAGUAAUGGACCUAGGGAGUGGCCCAGUGGGCCCAGAAAUGCAGACUAGCUCUGCCAUAGAAAUUAGAAGUGUAAGGUUAGAAAACCACAGGUUCCAUUCCUCAUCAGAACAUGUGAUAGUGAUUGACUCUGUAUCCAGUGGGCAGCAGGUAGAUAGAGAUUUUGAGUGGGGUCAGGUGGGUACAGCUACUACACCACAGGUCAAUGGGACUGGAAAUAAGCAGGGAGUGGGAGUGUUUAACAGAAACGCACCAAUGAUUCACCUCGAUUCGAUGAGAGACAACACAACGCUAUUGGUAGCACCCGCUUUCCAUCCCACAGAGAAAAAUACAGGCACCCGUCCUGACACAGGAAAUGCAGGUGAGGCUAACAAAGCUAGUUGGUGCUCGUUGGCAAGCCUCCAUAGACACUCUGAAAUACCAGGAAGAGGAGCUCAACAACCAGCUCAUCCCUCACUUCCUGACGGCUAUUUUAGACCAAGCGCCACAACUUCCUCUCACUCUAGUAAUUUCGCCACACACAUUAGACCUGGCACCGUAGAACGACCGUACGGUUGCCCAAGCUGCCAUAAGAAGUUUGUCCACGAGAGUGACUUGCGGCGGCAUGUGGUCAUCCACACCAGAAAGCAGGCGUUCGCCUGCACCUUGUGUGAGAAGAGCUUUGUGUCCCCCAGCAAGCUCCAAGUGCACCAGAAUGUACACACCGGGGAGAAGCCCUUCAGUUGUGCACAGUGCGGGCGCAGGUUCUCCCACUCCAGCAAUCUGAGAAGACAUCAGAAGCUUCAUCAUUGAGAACUGACACAGAAUCAAGAGAUUCCUAUGGAAAAAAGCUAUGGAUUAGCAUUAUGUCAGUUAGGUUAUAGCAAUACACUAUGAAAGUCCUGCCUACUUCCUGGAUCAUGUCCCUCGCUGUUUUUGAAUGGGAUUCAAGAGUAAAUAAUCAAAUUUAUGAAAACGCUGACAUUUAAUAUAUACAGUUAGGUCCAAAAGUAUUUGGACAGUGACACAUUUGUUUUGGCUCUGUACUCCGACACUUUGGUGAUAUUUAUGAUUUUUAUGCCUCUAACUUUCUCACUCAUCAUUAUUCAUGAUUCAUAAAUGAUUAUCUGUAAUCAUGGUAGCAUCCACAUUAAUGUAGAAUUGUUAAGAAACACAUUCCAUUCUUAUUUACAAUAAAAGUGGCUCCAAAAU